GAGCUCGACCUUCUUAUCCAACUCGCCGUCGACGACAACCGCCCGACCAUCAUCUUGAACUCGUCAGGAUCGCAUGCAACUUGUGUCUUCAAGAAUCUCGCUUUCCAGCAUGCGCUCGAGCAUGUUUCUUCGGAUGUGUUGGAAGACUGGAUCUUUGCUGAAUCGAGUACCACCUGCGAAGCAAAGGCUACUCCGGCCACGAACUUUGCACAAAGGGAGUGGAUGAAGAAAAAGCUUGGAGAAUCAUACAUGAUCAUAUACUGCAAGCACGUCUUCGUGUCCCCUCCUGCUGAACCCGAGGAUAAUGGCUCUCUGGACAGUAUGCUCCAUGAUUGGAUAAGAUUCCCGGACCAAGUCCCUCUCAACCCUUGGAUACGCUACUUACUAGACUACGAUUGGAGCAAAACCGCCAUAGCUGCUAUCCAUGGUCCACGUCUCGAUCAAUGGCCGAUACAGCUACGCGAGCUACUAAUCAGUUUCAUGCAUUGUCCGCGACCAAGGAUCAUAUAUUGGGGACCAGAUCUGAUACAGUUCUACAAUGAAUCCGCCUCGAAGCUAUUUGGUACUGGACAUCCUGCCACGCUAGGCAACAAGCAAGCCGAUAUUUGGGGCCAGGAACUUUACGACAACACCACAGAGCUGAUUCGAAGGAGCUGGGAAGAAGGCCAAUCUGUUUACAACAAGGAAAUAAUGAUUCCACAUGAGCGCGAUGGUGUACCCGAAGAGUCAUAUUUUGAUUGGUUCUUACUUCCCUUCGCUGGUUCAGACGGCCGCUGGAUUGCCUCGGUGAAUUGCUUCAACGAAGUAACAUCUGCGGUCCUUCGAAGAAACAGAGAAGAUGUUACCUUCAAGUUUCUUCAGGAGAACACCCACGCUACCGACCUCUCUAGCCUCUGGCUCGAAUUCUUGGGAAUUAUGGACGAGAUUGCUGACGACAUAGCCUAUACGCUUCUGUACACAGCGAGGGAAGAAGCUGCUGGGUCCGAUGAACAAAAGCAGUACAGUCUCUUUGGCUCAUCUGGCUUGACCUCACAAAAGGCCUUCGAAGACCCAUCUCACAAACUGAUCGAGGUGCUGAGCCAAACAGAAGUUGGCGAGAAUGUCAUCGCCUUGACGAACAACGACUUCCUGCCAGAGCUUGGUGUCGACAUACCUGGCUACGGCCCAGUCACCUCAGCGUUCGUCUUUACUGUGGUCGACGUGAAAGGCUCGGCUCAAGGCUCGGUAGUCGUGGGUAUAAAUCCUCGGAGACCUGUAGAUGACAACCUGAAGAGCUUUAUAUACUCGCUGAGCGAGAUGCUUUCUAAAGCAGUAAUCAUACUGCAAUCUCCUGCCGAUCAACGCACAUUGCUGCAGGCGGACGGCGGUCUCGGUCAUCGUCUCCAAUUAGAAAAACUUGCCAGGGAGCUGAGUCUUGCGACUCUGAAGAACGAGAAGAAUCAGGAGACAUUCAGUCGCAUGGCAGAAAACGCACCGAUCGGCAUGUUCAUCUAUCGAGGCAAUGGCGACCCGAUAUACAUGAACGAUACUUUCCUCAAACUGCUAGGUGAAACGAGAGAGGACUUUAUAGAAAAGUCCAAGUCUGGAUAUGCUUGGCGCGACUGUAUCCAUCCUGAUGACGAAGCAUUCAGCAGCGAAUGCUGGAAAGCGGCUGCAGAGUCAUACGAAGUUCAGGUUUUCCAGUUUCGUGUCAAAGCAGGCACUGAGUCUUCGCCAACUCGUGCACGUUGGCUUGAAGUCGUUUGCUUUCCGCAACGUGAUGAGAAUGGUGUCCUUGUGACGCUCCAAGGCUAUUUGACAGAUAUCACGAACAAAAAGCUGACAGAAGCUCUCACAACUGAGAGGAUGAAUGCAGCCAUUGACACCAAAAGAAAGGCACAAAAUUUCAUAGACAUGAUUUCGCACGAGAUGCGAAAUCCAUUAAGCAGCAUCAUACAACUGACAGAGUCUGUCACUUCCAUACCAGCGGAAACUUUGCCUCCAGAGGUGUUUGAUACGGUGACCGAUGCAGCCCACACGAUUAGUAUUUGCGCUCUACAUAUGAAGGUCAUAAUCGACGAGGUACUCGACUUUUCCAAAUUGGACUCUAAUCUUUUAGUGCUGGCUCCGGAGAGGACAAGACCUCGAGAUAUCAUCGACAAAGCACUGAAGAUGUUUGAAGCUGAGCUGAAAAACUCCGAUAUCACGACCGAGGUCGACGAAUUGCCAAGUGAUUUCUCUGUGGAUGAUGUGCUCUGUGACCCUAGCAGGUUGUUACAGAUCAUAAUCAACCUGAUCACGAAUGCCUUAAAGUUCACGAGAGACUCGGAUGUUCGUCGUAUCACUUUGGCCUAUGGAAUGUUCUCAGCGCCACCCUCAGCUCAAGACUGCGGAGUCGAGUUCAUCAAACCACGCAAGAAGGAUUUUGAUGAAACCGAAACCGUCUCAGCGAUGCUUUCUGCUCAUGAUCUGGAUGAUGAUGCCGAUAACGUCUACUUGAUGUUCAGUGUAACGGACACUGGCUGUGGUCUUACUUCAGAAGAGUCGCAACUCCUGUUCCAACGCUUUGCUCAAGCCCCGAAAACAUAUAAACAGUACGGUGGCUCUGGUUUGGGCCUGUUCAUAAGUCGCGAGCUCGUAGAACUUCAAAAGGGUCAGAUUGGCUUGCACAGUGAACCUUCAGUCGGCAGCCGAUUCGCCUUCUAUAUUCAGGCCAAGCACGCCGCUCGGAUGAGUCGUGCGGGAUCCGUGGCUUCUGUCGAGUCUACAAUCAGCGUUAAGAAUUUGCCACAUUCUGUGGGUGGAUCUUUCGAUGUGGUCAAGGUCCUCGAGAAGAUCGAUAUGGUACCACCAGCAAAAACACUGGUGAAGGACAUGCAUGUUCUGCUCGUCGAAGACAACUUGAUAAACUCAAAAGUCAUGGCAAAGCAGCUGCGCAAACUAGGCUGCGAAGUCGACGUAGCCGAAAACGGCCUCGAAGCUCUCAAUCAUCUAGCCAAGACCACAUACCUGUCGAGCACAAAGGAAGCUACACCGCUGAGUUUGAUCUUGCUUGACGUCGAAAUGCCUAUCAUGGACGGUCUGACCUGUAUACGCCGCAUCCGCGCCCUCGAACAGUCUGGAGAGAUAUCUCGCCAUGUUCCGGUCAUUGCAAUCACCGCAAAUGCUCGCAAUGAGCAGAUUGCUGCUGCGAUCGAGGCUGGAAUGGAUUCGGUGGUCACGAAACCGUUUACCAUAAAGGAUCUUGUGCCGCAGAUGGAGGCUUUGGUCGACUUGUGGUCGGGA
Aureobasidium melanogenum CBS 110374 is the source of this 3264-nucleotide messenger RNA. RefSeq lists its product as uncharacterized. The record is from RefSeq and is a predicted model, not a curated record. NCBI's taxonomy places the organism in Eukaryota, Fungi, Ascomycota, Dothideomycetes, Dothideales, Saccotheciaceae. The transcript is spliced from 5 exons. The annotation marks the transcript as partial. Gene Ontology annotation, molecular function: histidine phosphotransfer kinase activity; protein binding; phosphorelay sensor kinase activity. Gene Ontology annotation, biological process: protein autophosphorylation; phosphorelay signal transduction system.